AGCGAAGCCGAGGGCCAGACUAACUGACUGCCAGGGUAUGACUUCCCGAAGUCUACAAAAUCGAAGUUUUCGAGGUUCUCCCUCUCGUCUCUGUCCACUCGUUUCUCAGCCUUGUCGAGUUGCCCGUCCCCCUGUCACCAGCCAUUUGCCGACCAGAAAUAACUCGGCCGUAGCGAGCCAGCCCUCAAGGCAGCGAGAAUAACCCCUGGGGCAACGCUGACCAAUCCUUUCCCGGCGCAGCAUACGCGCGCCCAGACUCUUCAAGCUUGCUCCUGCCGUGACGGCCUGGCUCAUUCAAGAAAAACAAAAAAACAACCGGGCAGCAAGGAGCCACACCAUGUCCGACAUCGAGACAACAUCGGGGACCUUAUUUGGCACGAAAGUAAACUUUCUACCCCUCCCUACACCAUAUCCGUCGUUAGCAGGAUGCGGCGAAGGAGGAAUCCAUCGCCAGGUCAACGCCGGUACGAUGUUGGGAUGGGAUCCCGUCUACACGCGGUUUGACCCCGGCGCAGAUAGCUGUUUUCCCCCGCAACAACGUCCGUGGUGGAAUCAAGAUCAGGCUUCCAACUCGGGGCCCUCAACGGCGCUGGGACCGACCUUUGUCUGCCCGGAGGCAUAUAGUGGUGUCCACAGCACCGUCCUCGAGAGCAACUCGGCGUCGCAGGCGCAGUACACUUACUGUUGCCCCAAAAAAUACACGCUCGGCGCGAUCCUCCCGCAGAACCAGCGGUCCGUCAUCCAGUGCUCGUCGAUCGCCGACCCGGGCGUGACGAUCGCCUACGUGAGCGUCACUUUCUUGACCAGCUCGGCAACCGCCACGGGCGAGGACGGCGCCGACACCGUCGUGGACACCACGGUGCUCACACAUGUGUCCACCUCGACCGUUGUCCAGGACGACGCCGCCACCGUCUACGCCCCGCCCAUCAACGGCUACAACAUCGUGCGCGCCCAGGCUACCAGCAGCGAGACCGAGAGCGCGGCGACCGAGGCGUCCUCGACCGCGCCACCGACGGGCACGACGACGGGGUCCGGAGAGGCGGCGCAAUCCAGCGGGCUGGCGCCGGGCGCCAUUGCCGGGAUUGCCGUGGGAGUGGUGCUCGGGGUUGGGCUGUUGGCGCUCGCUGCUUUCUUCCUUUGGCGGAGGCAUCGGCGCCAGCACCUUGCGGUCGCCCCGUCGGAUCCCGACAUGUACCACGAACAGCCAAAGGGAUAUCACGGUGUGCCGCCGUACGUCCCAGCUCUGUCUGAGAUGCCGGAGGGGCAUGGCGCCCACGAGAUGGACCCACAGAGUCCAUAUGCGUAUGAGUUACCCAGCGCGAGGUGAAUGGGGCAUGAAUUGUUGGGGCGGAGGGGGCGGUGUUUAUUGCUAGCGUUGGGAAAUGAUUAAAAGGGCGGGGUGCGGGCGUUGGAGGAAUAUAUAUACAUCAUGGGUUAUGGAGCACGUAAUGGAGAGUCAUUGUCGA
This is a messenger RNA of Chaetomium fimeti, 1466 nucleotides long. RefSeq lists its product as uncharacterized. The record is from RefSeq and is a predicted model, not a curated record. The coding region runs from base 338 to 1327 and encodes 329 amino acids. The transcript has 2 exons. NCBI's taxonomy places the organism in Eukaryota, Fungi, Ascomycota, Sordariomycetes, Sordariales, Chaetomiaceae.